AUGCCGCUUCGCGAGACGGACCCGGAUUUCGAGAGCGACAUCUUGGAAAAGGUCACGGCAGACGUCGAGGCCACCCGCAAUCUCGAGUUUGCGGUUUCCGAGUAUCAUCUGCCGCUGCCGCUCCUCCUCGUUGACGAACUUGCGGAGAAGCCAUUGCCGUGCCAUGAACCUGCCGACGAGACCCUCGCCAUCAGCGCCCACUUGUCGGUGCGCAUUCGCGCCUUUUACAACCAGAUUGCCGCCGCCUACAACCGGGUCGAGGAUCCGCCAGCCAGCCUCGGCCUCAAGAUCGAAAUCCAGCCGCAGAAUUUCGACCCAGAGGAGCCGGAAUGCUACCAUCGCAGAUAUCAUUCACGUCGCCUGCAGCUGCACAACCCAGAGACACUGCCCGACCUGCCCUUUGUGAGCCGCCUGAUCAUCAAGUCAAGGGCGUACGGCUCUGGUGCCGAAGACGCGACAGACAUACGCCCUUUGUCUCCCCUCGUGCCGCUGCAGUGCCUCGUCCACCUACCAGCUGUCCAAGAAUGGACUAUCCCCUGGUUCUGGGAGCGGCCCAUGCCUGCCUGCAUGCCCAGUAGGGUGAUGCGCGAGCACUACACAUGGCCGUGGGAGGGCCCCCUGCGAGACGCCCGCCACGAGUUCGGCGCCGCCAUCAUGGACCAGGAGAAGCACCUCUGCGGAAGAAGAAUCCCGGCCGGUCUGACCAGGGCCGCGCUGCACUUCUGGCCAUUCUUCUCUCGCCCCAACAAUGACCAGUCCGUGGCCCGGCCGAAUCUGAUCCAUCCGGCGGACAAAGAUCCUGUGUCUGUCGGCCUGUGCAAGCUCGGUGCUCAGCUCAGCCUAUUCGAUAUCCGUGCUAUGAUCACUCCGGACCUGUUCCCUAGUCCCGAGGUACCAGCCCACCAGCAGUGGUCACAGAUACGGCGGUUCCGGCUCGAGUUCCACUCCCUUCGCUCAGACGGGCGGUGGUACUUUGUCGGCCCUGGUGGCGAGGACCCGCACGACUCUGAAGAAGGAGGGUACACGAUCUCAGACGAACAUUACCCUCUCGAAAUAGACACGGAGGAGGAUGUUGAACUCGACGAUGAGUACAGCGACAAUCCGGACGACGAAUAUGACUACCGUCUAGACAUGUUCCGCACCGAGCCCUGCAGGCAGCGGCUGGAGCCCCUGCUUGCGGCGUUUGCCAAGUCUCUGACUACCCCUAACAUGCCGCGCCUCGAGGACGCCGAGAUGCUCACAUACCUGUGGUGGGACCCUUCAAACGACAGAGACAGUGAGAAAUAUGGCUUGCCGAUGAAAAAGGGUCACAGAUGGGGUGUAAAAUUCAUUGCCGGCCGCAGCGAUGAGAAGGACAAGAAGGACAGCGAUGCCGCUGCAGCAGCCCCAACACCACCGGUGGUGCAGUGGCAGGUUGGCGACUGGAGGCCCAGCGACGAGGUCAUGAGUCUGUUCGAAAACCUGGGACGGCAGGAGUGGCUCAAUCUCGAAUGGGACAAGUAUCGAUCUACCGCAGGGCGCGAUUUGCUGGGAAAUAGCACGUCGAACCCAAUUUAG
Colletotrichum chrysophilum is the source of this 1557-nucleotide messenger RNA. RefSeq lists its product as uncharacterized. The record is from RefSeq and is a predicted model, not a curated record. NCBI's taxonomy places the organism in Eukaryota, Fungi, Ascomycota, Sordariomycetes, Glomerellales, Glomerellaceae. The coding region runs from base 1 to 1557 and encodes 518 amino acids. The transcript has a single exon.